Messenger RNA from Anoplopoma fimbria (sablefish), 3102 nucleotides. Its product is annotated as synaptosomal-associated protein 23-like. Gene Ontology annotation, biological process: synaptic vesicle priming; exocytosis; synaptic vesicle fusion to presynaptic active zone membrane. Gene Ontology annotation, molecular function: SNAP receptor activity; syntaxin binding. The record is from RefSeq and is a predicted model, not a curated record. The transcript has 8 exons. Lineage: Eukaryota; Metazoa; Chordata; Actinopteri; Perciformes; Anoplopomatidae. Bases 171 to 818 code for a protein of 215 amino acids. Gene Ontology annotation, cellular component: plasma membrane; SNARE complex.
AAAAGCACCACCCGACACACUUCAGUCAGCCAGACGGUGAAACCAGUGAAGGAAUCCAAAAGUUACCAAGUGCACAUACCGUAAAGAAGGAGGAGUAACAAGGAGGGUUACCUGCCGCAGAAUAUUGAGCUCGGUGCCACGGGGGAGCCUCCAAACAGGACAGCAGCAACAUGGACGACAUGACUGUGGAACAGAUCACCAUCAGGGCCAACCAAGUGACUGAUGAGUCACUGGAAAGCACACGGAGGAUGCUGCAGAUGGCAGAGGAGAGCAAGCAGACCGGCAUCAACACCAUGGUGAUGUUGGACGAGCAAGGAGACCAGCUGAAGCGUGUGGACGAGGGCAUGGACCAGAUCAACCAGGACAUGAGACAGGCAGAGAGGAACCUGACCGACCUCUCCAAGUGCUGCGGCCUCUGUGUCUGCCCCUGUGACAGGGUGUCGUCGAUCGAGCAUGACUCAAAGUACAAGCGUACCUGGGGCAUCAGAGGAGGCGACGGCGAAAAUGACUCCGAUGGCUCAAAAGUGGUCUCGAGGCAGCCAUCGGGUGUCCGCAAUGGCCAGGCUGGCCAUGCAAACACCUCUGCGCCUUCAGGCCAGUACAUCAAGAGGAUAACCAACGAUGCUCGUGAGGAUGAGAUGGAGGAGAAUCUGGAUGCAGUGGGCAGCAUCAUUGGCAACCUGAAAAAUAUGGCUGUGGACAUGGGCAACGAGAUAGACCAGCAGAACAAACACAUUGACAACAUCAAUGACAAGGCGGAAAUGAACAGGCAUCGUAUUGAAGAGGCGAACCAGAGAGCUAACAAGCUCCUCAAGUAGAAAAAUAACCCGCUUCUGCCAGUUUUAUCCAUCAACCUUGAGCCUCUGUCGCCCCACCUAUAUUGUAUACACACACUGCAUUCUUGUGCACAUGCAUCUUUGACAUUUAAAAAGAAAUUCAGUCAGGAAGAAUAUCUUUGCCAGCUUGCCUUAUUCUGCACUAAGAUGUAAAUAUAAUACGCAAAAUGUUCUAUAUUUUAUAAAUUGGCCACCAUCUUUUACACAUGCAUUCAUAGACAUGCUGGACUUUGAAAAAGCAGCAAGGGCAUCAGAAACUGCUCCAAAGAGGAAGGGACUGACUGCCUGUCACUGCUGGUCGAUAACAAAUAUGCACCAGGCCUGUUGUAUCAUAUCUCAACAUUCAGAGGAAGGGAAGUAGCACAGGUCAGCUGCUUUUCUUUCUUACUGUUUUUCUGUUUUGUCUUUCUCUUAGAGUCAAGAACUAUGAACUGUCUCUCUUUGUCUGUGUGCGUCUGUGGUUUGUGUGGAGGAGGUCAUGGAUUCAGGCUUACUAGCUGACUUUUAGCUAGCAUUAAUUAUCGUAUCCCCUUCUUUUUGGUCCAAUCUUGAUACUUCUAGUUAAAUCAUAAAACAUUGACUUUGAAACAAAAGCAUCUUAAUCAAAUUCUUAUUGGUUCAGUUUGUAAUUAGGUAUAUUUUAUCGUGUAUUAUUUUGAGAUGAUGUGCUUAUUUAAUUAUUCUUUAUCAAGCAAAAAUGACUUGUGAAUAAAGUUUUUUUUAACACUUUGUUCUCAUGUCAUUUAUGCCGUUUCAGAUGUAAAAGCUAUUUCAUAAAAUAUUAAAUGUUGUGCUUUGGAGUGAGUCAUGGCAAAUCCUUUCAUGCUGGAAUUCAAAGCACCUACCCCUGAACGAUAGCAAUUCACUAUUAUUUUUAAAAUUUCUGACUGAGAAGUCAAGGUUGUUGUAACUAAUUGCAAGAAAAUUGUGAGAAGCUGAACUGGUGUUUUUUUAUAUAUACUAGUAAUCACUUAUCCUUCAGAUGUGAGGGAGGGUCAGUAAGCAUCAUGAAGAACGCUCAUCAUUAACUCUUCCAAAGCAUCUAGUAUAUUUUAUAACACUGAAUAUGUGAAACAAAACAGUAGAUUUGUCAUAAAAGGAUCAUUUCUGUACUUCAUAUUUAGUGUCUCUUGCGAUUUUCACUAUCUUGAUACAGAAACAUAUUGUAGCUGUUUAUAUUAAUUGCCCAUAGUCAUUCUGUUAAUCUAAAUUCAUUCUUCUUUCUUCGUCAUCUCCUGGUUAAUAGAGAUUUAUAGCACCCAAGAGGAGAUUGAACAGCCUUUGCAGGGUUCCUAGUAAGUCUGGUAAUAUGCGGAAAAUUAAUUUCCUCAAGUUUGAUAAUUGCACAGUCUGUAAAAGUAUGAAAACAAAUGUUCGGUUCUGAAACACACGGCUGUACAUUGUCUAAUCCGCUAUCAUUUCUCAUGCGCACUAUGUCGUUGUCAUUAUGGCAUAUGCAGCAGUUUUGUCAUAAUGAAAAAAUAACUUGGAAGGUUAAAAAUUAAAGAAAUGAGUCUGGAAAAAUAUAAUUUAGAAAAUGGGAGAAUGUGCAGGAACCCUGUCAAUGCCCUUUAUAGAUGAUAUAUGGUUGUGUUGUAACAGCCGCAGUAUCACAAACGGCUCCUCUUGCAGCCAGUUUUAUCAGCAGAGCUGCAGUAAAAUGAUAUAAUAUGUUGGAAAGCAUAACUUGUUUUGCCGUAGCCAUUCUGAGAAAUUACUGCUGGCAGCAAGCAAAAGUACACACGUAAAUUAAUGACGUUAAAGGGGUAAAUGUUGAAGCGGAAUAAGUCCUGGCGGGCUCUGUUUAGGCCUCACUGUGGAAAUUUGGCUUCUAAUAAAGUAAUGCAGUACGCUGGAAAUAUCUCUUGUAUGCAUCUUCUGGCUUAUUUGUUUUGAAGAGAAAUGAUCAUUUGUAUGCGUCGCUGCAGGCGUACACCUAUUGAGUUUGUAAAGAUUGAAAUGAACUGUUAUUCAGGGCUUUGUAUUGCUAUAAGUGAUCAUCCUCGGCUUGUUAUUUGUCAGCUGAGGUAUAAUUAGUGUAGCCUGAGGCUGACUCGCUGUCUUGAGGCUGUUUAUUCACUGUUUUGCCAACAGCCACUGGAAUGUAAAUCCAACCGUUUUGUCGAUUUUCAUGAUGUUCAAUAUGCAGCUCAUAUUCUUAUCUGAAAUUAGCUUGGUUAGCAGUUGACUGUUCAACAAAGUGCAUGAUGUUUAACACCUGCCUCUGUUAAAUUGUUUGUCUUCAAUAAAUGUACUCUGAAAUUAA